AUGACAACCAGCGCACCGUUGCCGCUCAUACUGGCCAAGUAUGGCGGACACUCGAUAGCAAUUCCUCGACCUGUAGUCCUGCCUUACGCCCCAGAUACUGUACCUUUCCUUAAUAUGGUAGACUCUUUGAACUCCGCCUUUCCGUCCAUAAGCAACAAGAAAUACACCAUUGCAGCCAAGGUACCCGGACUGAAGGAUACGAUCGAGAUCCUGCCAGCACUGUGGAAGGAUAUAUGCGCAAAUGUGACGGAAGUGCAUGUGACGUUGCCUUUGACUGAAGAAGAGAAGCGCUUGAAGCGGCUCACCGAAGAAGCUACCUCCCGCAUCCACGUAGAAGCGCCGACCGGUCAAAAAUAUGCUUUUGACAUCAACUUCAACUGUGCCGAUGCGCGCGACCUGAAGUACCUUGUGGAGCAGAAGAUCGGGGUACCCAUUGAGAGGCAGGUUCUCACUCACACAACGUACAAUCCUAGAGUGGGGAACAAGAAUAGGGCUGCAGCUCGUAGUCUUGUUGGGCGCGAGGUGGCGGAGAACGACGUCCUCAUCAACUGCUUUGUCGACCCUGAGGACAGCCUGCGUCUCAAAAUCAGUCCGAAGGAGAGCAGUACUCUAGACGUUGUGAUCCGGGCCAGAGGGUGA
Messenger RNA from Peniophora sp. CBMAI 1063, 639 nucleotides. Lineage: Eukaryota; Fungi; Basidiomycota; Agaricomycetes; Russulales; Peniophoraceae. The record is from the annotation of a GenBank genome assembly.